AUGCCUCCAGCACCUGCUAAGAAAGACACAAUGAUCGUUGACACCGACUACUUUACUAAAUGGAUCAAGGCCGAAGCUCUAUCUCUACUAAAGAAGCUGACGUUGGUAACCAACAAUGGGUCACAGUUCACAAGAUUCUUUGAGAACUAUGGCAUCAAGCAACACUUGUUUACUCCAAGAUAUCCACAAGGCAAUUGCCAAAAAGAGGCAUCCAACAAAAUUGUGAUGGACUGCCUAAACAAAAUACUAGAAGGAGCAAUAGGGAAAUGGGUAAAUGAGCUCCCUGGAGCUCUAUGGGCUUAUCAUAUACCAAAAGGAGAUCAAUUGGUGAAACCCAAUUUUCCUUGUCAUAUUGAAUGGAGGCGAUCAUUCCCUAUCGUAUCACUAUCCCCUCCAUUAGCAUUGAGGUGGGCAGCAUUGGCCAAAAUUCCAAGCAGAUGA
This is a messenger RNA of Prunus armeniaca (apricot), 441 nucleotides long. Lineage: Eukaryota; Viridiplantae; Streptophyta; Magnoliopsida; Rosales; Rosaceae. The record is from the annotation of a GenBank genome assembly.